AUGAUUGCGAGAAAAGCAACAUUGGGUGCAGUGCUCGGUGUAACUGUUUCAACAGUAUGGGGCCAAGCACUCACCGUGGACAUGAUUGAGCAGAUGGGCAAUAACAGUCUUUUCACACGCUGGAGACCGUUCUCUCAUUUUCUUGCCCCAUCAGGAUGGAUGAAUGACCCUUGUGGGCCGCUGUACGAUCCCGUUCAAGGCCUUUAUCAUCUACACUAUCAGUUCCACCCCAACCAUGUUAACUGGGGCAACAUCUCAUGGGGACAUGCAACAUCGCCCGACCUCGUAACGUGGGCAGAUGUUGACCACUCUCCCGGUAAUGGCCUUGCGGCCUGGCAGGACCAACAAGCGGAGUCAAUUGGUACCACUAACUUAUCCAGCAAGCACAAUCCCCCACUCUACAAUCACUUGAGCAUCUUUUCCGGUUCUGCACAACCCGUUAAUAUCUCUGGCCAUGCCGAUGGCACGCUUCUGGCAUUCUAUACCUCGGUUUCGGAACUUCCAACUGCAUGGAAUGAUCCCUAUUUGCCUGGGACCGAAAGUCAAAGUUUGGCAUACUCUACCGAUGGCGGAGUGACGUGGCAACAGUAUGCAAACAACCCAAUCCUCAGCGAUCCGCCGGGAAAUUGGAAUGUCACUGGCUGGCGGGAUCCGUUCUUCCUUCCGUGGCCGCAAAUGGACAGCCUCCUUAACCAAUCUGAACCCCACUACUAUACUGUCUUCGGCUCGGGGAUCAAAGAUGUUGGUCCACGCAUGCCCUUAUACAGUGCUCCUGCUUCCAAUCUCACUGACUGGACUUUUCUGGGGGCCCUUUGGGAACCGGUGGCCAAUAGUUCUUUGGGUACAUUAAUAGAAACUGGCUCCUACGGCUUUAACUUUGAACUUUCCAAUUUUUUCUCUAUUGAUGAUCACUAUUUUGUUAGCAUGGGUGCCGAAGGAGGCAAUGUCACCUUUCACCAGCAAAAAUGGUCCUUGUGGAAUGAAGGGACAGUGUCAACCAGGGCAAAUGGUAGCAUUGAUUUCAAUCCUAUUUCGGGAGGCGCGAGCGAUUGGGGUAUUUUGUAUGCGAUUACCUCGUUCAACGACACAAAGAAUAACCGACGUAUUCAAUAUGGCUGGGCAUGGGAGGACAUGAAUAGCUUCGCCAUCACACAACAAGGAUUCCAAGGAGCACUCUCAUUACCUCGGGAGUUGUUCGUAAAGGAAACUCCGCAUGUUGUCCGUAGCACCACGGAGAAAAGCCUUGGUAACUCUCAAUAUAUCAAGAGCACAGACGGCAGCUGGACGGCCAGCACUCUUGGCGUUCGCCCAGCCCACGAUGUUGUUGAGGGCCUUCGCAAAGCCUCACACUUAUCCCGGUAUCAGUGUAAGGAGAUGAUGUGUGAUGCUGGGCAAAUCGUCCUGCCCACCAACCUCAGCCAUUCAUAUGAAUUCACAGUGAAUAUUAAGAGAACAACGGGCAUUACAGGUGUCACAAUCGCUGCGUCCCCUGGUCGUGAGGAAUAUACAAACAUUUACUUUGAUCCGUCCAACAAUUCUAUCGUCUUCGACCGCACCCAUUCAUCCUUGAUCGAUAUGUUCCUCAACACAUCGUACGUCGGCUACUUUGAACCCUAUCAGAUAGCGGCAAAGGAUGGAGGCAAACCUGUCACGGAACCUAUAAAAAUGGACAUUUUUGUAGACGGUUCUCUGGUUGAGGUCUUUGUCAACGAUCGCUUUGCUCUAACAAGCCGUAUAUAUCCAAGUAGGGAAGAUAGCAACGGCAUUGCUUUAUUUACGGCUAGUGGUGUCGACGUUGAAUACCUUGAUAUGGAGGUUUGGGAUGGCUUACUCAAUGUCUGGCCCAAUAGGCCCCUUAACAGCAGUUCCCUGCUUGUCUUUGACACGCCAGCCAAGACGGGCAAUUAUACAUGGUGGGCUGGGGAUUAA
Messenger RNA from Talaromyces rugulosus, 1929 nucleotides. RefSeq lists its product as uncharacterized. NCBI's taxonomy places the organism in Eukaryota, Fungi, Ascomycota, Eurotiomycetes, Eurotiales, Trichocomaceae. The record is from RefSeq and is a predicted model, not a curated record. The coding region runs from base 1 to 1929 and encodes 642 amino acids. Gene Ontology annotation, molecular function: sucrose alpha-glucosidase activity. Gene Ontology annotation, biological process: sucrose catabolic process. The transcript is spliced from 4 exons.